AUGCAACACUGGCUUUUGCGCUGCACGUUGUAUAACCUGUAUUGCCGACCAGUGAACGAGAGUCUUUUGCUUCAGAAGUCAUUGUUAGUAUACAUUUAUUGUACAAAAAUAUUAACAGACUGUGCACCCCGAGAGUUCGUCCUGUCACAAUUCGACGACUUCAACAUCCAAAAGUCACGUAAUCGCAUCAGUCUAAAAACAAACUUCACGGUAAACUGGAUAUGGAUUGUCAGCGUGCAGACGGUACAGGCAAAAUGCAAUAGGAACGGAAACAGCAGCUCAAUUGCAGCUCAAUUAUCCCCAGGAAGUUGUGUGCCUGGAAACGUUGAGAAAUGGAGGGAAAUGUUUACUCCAAACGUUAAUGUAAAGUCCAAGACCGAAUAUUUCACCACAGAUAUAGAUGGCGACCAACUAGCCACAAUAAAACUAGAUGGAGAGAAAUGGAAAAGAGUUCGAAACUUUAAAUAUCCAGGUUCAAUGGUCGAUGAAACUGCUGGAAUGGAUAAGGAAGUUAAUUUCAUAAUUCAAAGUGGAUGGCAUAAUUGGAGAAAAGUGUCAGGAGUGUUGUGCGAUAGGAGAGUCCCAAUAAGACUCAAAGGUAAGGUGCAUAAGGCCGUAGUCAGACCAGCCUUAACUUACGGCCUAGAAGCAGCACCACUGAAGAAGUUAGGGGAAUAG
Penaeus monodon (black tiger shrimp) is the source of this 678-nucleotide messenger RNA. RefSeq lists its product as uncharacterized. The record is from RefSeq and is a predicted model, not a curated record. The coding region runs from base 1 to 678 and encodes 225 amino acids. Lineage: Eukaryota; Metazoa; Arthropoda; Malacostraca; Decapoda; Penaeidae. The transcript has 5 exons.